AUGUCGAAAGUACCACAAAUAUACUGUCGCCAACCGCGAACAGUGCAAUUGAUACAAGCCCAGCCGGUUUUCAAGCCGGUGGAGAACUUCGAAGCACCCACAUUGGAGACCAGAUGCUCUGCCUACUCGCCCGACGGAACGCUUUUUGCAUACACACAGCCGAGCUGUGUGACCAUCUGCGAGGCGGAUACGGGACGCGUACUUUUCACCAUUCCUGUCGGAGACGUGUUUGACUUCCAGUUCUCGCCCAAAGGCACGUUUUUGACCACCUGGUCCAAACCGACAAAGUUGGACGAUGAGUCCGGGAACUGGGCCAACAACGUCACCGUUUGGAAAUUGGACCUAGCCAGCAGCGCUGGGGUGUCCAUUCAGUCGUAUCUGAACAAGAGCCAGUCGGGCUGGAAGGCCCAGUUCACCAGCGACGAGUCGAUUUUCUGCCGGAUGAUCAACAUGCAUCAGAUCGACUUUUUCAAGUCCCAUGAGCCGGGCCAGAAAGCCAUCUACUCGAUCAACGUCAAGGAUCUUGGCCAGAUUCAGUCAUUCAAGAUGUCCCCGGGCAAGAACCCGUCUCUGGCGCUGUUUGUGCCGGGAUCCAAAGGCAAACAGUCCUACAUCCAGGUGUACUCUCUGCCCAACGUCAAGACUCCAACUUCCCAGAAACAGUUUUUCAACGGCGAGUCGUGUCAGUUCACCUGGAACGACCUCGGCACCUCCAUUCUUGCCCUGGUCAGCACCGAUGUGGACUCGUCCAACAAGUCGUACUAUGGCCAGACCACGCUGUAUUUAUUGGGCAUUUCGGGAGCCUUCGACCAGCGAAUCGCUCUGGACAAAGAGGGGCCGAUCCACGACAUCACGUGGUCGCCCACGAGCCGUGAGUUUGCCGUGAUCUACGGCUACAUGCCGUCGCAGACGACGUUUUUCGACGCCAGAGGAAAUGCCAUCCACUCUCUGCCGCAAAACUCGUCCAACACCAUUUUGUUCUCUCCACAUGCCAAAUUCAUCCUGGUGGCAGGAUUUGGCAACUUGCAAGGCAAUGUCGAUAUUCUCGAUAGACAGAACAAGUUUGCCAAGGUGGCCUCCUUCAAGGCUUCCAACACCUCGGUUUGCAAGUGGUCACCAGAUGGCCGCUACAUCCUGACGGCCACCACGUCUCCGCGGCUGCGUGUCGACAACUGCGUCAAGAUCUGGUACGCCAACGGGUCGCUGUGCUACGUCAAGGAGUUUCCGGAGUUAUACAGUGUCGACUGGAGGUUCCAACCGCUGAGCGACUUCCCGCCUAUCAAAGGCCUGGACGAGUGCUGCACGCCAGACGUUUCUGCGGUCGAGUAUCUGGCCAAAAGGGCCAAGAUCUCGUCUGCAGCCGACAAGCCUGCUGGCGCGUACAGACCGCCUCACGCGAGAAACCAGCCGUCCGAGCCGGUGAGAACGUUGGCGCAGAGAGAAGCGUUGCAACGCAAAAAACAAGUGCCGGGUGCAAUUCCUGCGAAAAAGGCGAUUCCGGGUGCAGUCGAGCCUGCAAAGCCGCAGAAACAGCAACAGCAGAAGAAGAAGAAAGGCGAGGAGAAGUCUCAGCCGCAAAAACAGGAGACCGAGGCCGGAGUCAUUGGCGGAGUCAUCUCGUACGAGGAGAAGAAAAUUAGAAACCUGCUGAAAAAAUUGCGUGCCAUCGAACAGCUCAAAGUGAAGAAGGAGAACGGAGAGUUUCUGGAAGACACGCAGGUGCUCAAGAUCCAGACGGAGCGCCAGGUCCGCAAGGAACUGGCUUCUCUAGGCUGGUCUGAAUAA
Molecule: messenger RNA, 1785 nt
Organism: Ogataea parapolymorpha DL-1
Lineage: Eukaryota; Fungi; Ascomycota; Pichiomycetes; Pichiales; Pichiaceae
Product: Eukaryotic initiation factor (eIF) 2A
Exons: 2
Coding region: 1-1785 (594 amino acids)
Biological process (GO): translational initiation
Cellular component (GO): cytosolic small ribosomal subunit
Molecular function (GO): tRNA binding; protein binding; translation initiation factor activity
Source: RefSeq, a predicted model, not a curated record